UCGAGCGCGAGAAUCGCGUGCGAUUUGUGUGGAGCGAUUCGAGUUCGUUUCACAGGUUUUUGUUGGUUUUUCGGGAAUACAAUGCAAAAAGUGGGUAAAUUAAAUUCAUCGAUCGAUAUCAUUCCAAUACAAGGAUCAAGCAGCGAUUACAGAUCGAGAUACAUAAAUAAGCUCAGAAUGGAUCAAAGAUUGUUUCGAGAUCAAUCACUAAUUGCACGCGUACAAACGUAUAUGCACGAAAACGAAAACAAAGUAUAUAUUGAUGUCAAUGAAAUGGCAGAUGCAUUGCAAAAACGAUACAGAGAUUAUCGUGGUAAGAAGCGUGGUACGUUUCGUGCAAUGGUACGUAAAGCUUAUGACGAACUCACAGAGAUAUUCUCAAGGAAACCUACGACACGUGAAUGUGCUGCAUACGACGAUGAUGAUUUUGAGGAUGUUGAUGUCGAAUUAGAUUCACAACGUACUUCAAUAGGUGAUAUGUUAUUACAUAUGUAUAAUAAGUCGUCAUACACACAGAAUGGAAAUUCGAGCGAUAAGGAAUUGAUAGAUAUCAGUAGCGACGAUGAUGUGUCAAAGAUGGAAUCUAAAAUUGAAAAGAAUGUAAAAGCAUCUGAGCCUGUGUGUAAUGUUAAUGAAGAUUCUUUGCACACAUCUGCAACAGUUAUUUCAAAAGCAGAAAUAGCUAUCUCACAAUCAGCAAUAUCUAUUCCAAAGCCAGAAACAUCCGUUACAAAGCCAGAAACAUCGAUUACAAAGCCAGAAACACUUGCGAUAAAGUCAGAAUUACCUGUAAAAUCCAAAAACCUUGUGAACGAGGUCAUAAAACAACCAUUAAUAGAAUCUGCAAGAAAACGACAAAGGGACAAAGAAAAUGACAGUGGACAGUUUUCAAUUGCGAAAAAAGCAAAAUCUAUACCUGUCACAGAACCGAAAGUUACAUUUUCCGAUGUAGGUGGUAGUGACAAAAUCUUGAGAACUGUCUGCAAGUUACUAGCCCAUAUAAAACAUCCUGAAAUUUUUAAACAGCUUGGUAUAUCUCCGCCAAGAGGAUUUUUACUUCAUGGGCCUCCCGGAUGUGGAAAGACAUUACUAGCACAUGCAGUUGCAGGAGAAUUAAACAUACCUCUACUAAAAGUAGCAGGGCCUGAGCUUGUGGCAGGAGUAUCUGGUGAAAGUGAAGCUCGUAUUAGAGAAUUGGUUGAGCAAGCUUUAAGUCUUGCACCAUGCAUCAUUUUCAUAGAUGAAAUAGAUGCUGUUGCACCACAUAGAGCUACAGCUCAAAGAGAGAUGGAAAGAAGAAUUGUUGCACAAUUAUUGUCAAGCUUAGAUGAAUUAAAUUUCAAAGAAAAUGGAGACAGAGUACUGGUGAUUGGUGCGACAAAUCGACCUGAUUCAUUAGAUCCUGCUUUAAGAAGAGCGGGACGUUUUGAUCGUGAAGUAUGCCUUGGCAUACCAGACAGAGAGGCGAGGGCUAGAAUCUUAGCAGUGCAUACUGAAAAAGUUGUAUUAGCUCCUAAUGUUAGUUUGUCGACAAUAGCUUCCCUCACUCCAGGUUUUGUAGGUGCAGAUUUGGUUGCCUUAAUUAGAGAAGCUGCCAUGGCUGCUGUAGAUAGAAUAUUUGAGGAUUUAAAUAGAUCAAGGCAGGAACAAAAAUUACCCGAAAUAUCAUCCGAAAUCGAUAAGAAAUCUAACAAGGAAACUCAUACUUCCAAAGAUUCGGGAAAUUUAAUUAAUCAAAAUACCAGUGUUCCUACGACAGAAGUUCCUACUACUACGGUACAAAAUGAUACCGCGUUCCUAAGAGAUGUAUCCAAAACUCCUGUAACUUUGGAUAAUACUGAAAUGGACAUAAUACAGGAACACUCAUCGGAUUUGUCAAGCUUAUUGGGUUGGUUACACAGCGAGCUUUCCCUUUCCGCAAAACAUCUAUCAACCUUGUGUAUUGAGCAUAGUGAUUUUGAGAUUGCUUUACGCGUUGUUCAACCUUCAGCGAAAAGAGAAGGAUUUGCAACAGUUCCUGAUGUAACCUGGGACGAUGUUGGCUCAUUGCAAGAUGUACGACAGGAACUGCAAAUGGCGAUUCUCGCUCCCAUUAAGCACUCUGAACAAUUUAAUGCAUUAGGUUUAACUGCUGCUAGUGGAGUAUUGUUAUGUGGUCCACCCGGAUGUGGAAAAACUUUGCUUGCCAAAGCUAUUGCUAAUGAAGCUGGGAUUAAUUUUAUUUCCGUUAAAGGACCUGAACUUUUAAAUAUGUAUGUUGGCGAAAGUGAGAAAGCAGUUCGUCAAUGUUUCUUAAGAGCAAGAAAUUCGGCACCGUGCGUCAUAUUCUUUGAUGAAUUAGAUGCAUUAUGUCCUAAAAGAACAGAAGGUGAUCAUUCUGCAACAUCACGUGUCGUUAAUCAAAUGCUUACAGAAAUGGAUGGUGUCGAGGAUCGACAAGGUGUAUUUCUUAUGGCCGCUAGUAAUCGCCCUGACAUAAUAGAUCCAGCUGUUUUGAGACCAGGAAGACUCGACAAAAUUUUAUACGUUGGUUUCCCAACAGCUUCAGAUAGAGUCGAUAUUUUACGUGCAUUAACAAAAAAUGCAACAAAACCAAAACUUGCAUCAGACGUUAAUUUGGAGCAAGUGGGAUAUCACGACAAGUGUCAAGGUUAUACUGGAGCAGAUUUAGCAGCUUUGAUAAGAGAAGCUGGUAUGGAAGCGUUGAAGGAGAUAAUAGCCGGUUAUGGACACUCAGAAAUUUCUAUGCGGCACAUCUUUCGAGCAUUCGAUAAAAUACAACCGUCUGUUCGCGAGAAGGAUAUUAAGCAUUAUGAAAAGUUGAGUAAGCUGUAUUCAGUUAAGAAGAGUUCUGAGAUUACACCAAUGGAAACACCAAUAGAAACACCAAUAGAUGCACCAAUUGUUGAUGUAAUUAUGGAAUCAAUGGAAACUUGAAGUGCAAUUAAAAAGUCUAUGGAAAUUGCUAAAAAAUUCUUCCAUUAACAAACUUCAUAUUAAACUUUACACAGAAAUGAAAGGUACUCUUUUAACAGUUCAAUCAAAACUUUUAGUUGCAUUGAUAUUUUAUAAGUGAACAUAUAGAUUUAGUAUUUGCUAAAUAAUUAAUAACUGACAAUUUAUCAUGACAGUUGAAAUUUUUCAUUAUUUUUUAAUUACAUAAGCAUAGAAAAUAUACACACGUUUAUAAUUGUGACUUUGAUUGUGACGAAAGAAUUUUUGAUUAAAGUUUUUGUCAAUAAAAGUUUAUGUUCAAUAA
Molecule: messenger RNA, 3259 nt
Organism: Linepithema humile (Argentine ant)
Lineage: Eukaryota; Metazoa; Arthropoda; Insecta; Hymenoptera; Formicidae
Gene: smid
Product: nuclear valosin-containing protein-like smid
Biological process (GO): ribosome biogenesis
Cellular component (GO): nucleus
Molecular function (GO): ATP binding; RNA binding; preribosome binding
Source: RefSeq, a predicted model, not a curated record